AUGCUGGGGAGGCUGCUGGGGCACAACCCUGGGCUGUGGCAGCAGGUGGCUCAGCCCAUCCUGCGCUCCACCAGAGCUGCUGGAAGCAAAGCAAGGAACACCCAAGACAUGGCUUUGCAGAUGGCUGAUCCAGGUAAAGAAGCUUUCAGGAAUGAGAGAAGGCCUACAAAUUUUGACAAAAAGGUGCUAGUAUGGUCAGGAUGUUUUAAAAAGGAGGAAGACAUUCCCAGGCACAUAUUGUAUGAGGUCCUCAACACUGCAAGGAACAUUGUCAGGAUAAAGGUUUGUUACAUCAUGAUUGCACUGACUGUGCUGGGCUGUGUGACCAUGACCAUCAUAGGCAAAGAAGCUGCCAAGAAGGAUCUGGUGCUGCUGAGGGUGAAUACAGAAAAGAAGGCUAAAUGGAGGGCUGAAGUAAAGAAAGGUCAGGAGGCAGCUGUUGGAAUUAUUGUCAUGAAAGUCAUCUAG
Molecule: messenger RNA, 468 nt
Organism: Cinclus cinclus
Lineage: Eukaryota; Metazoa; Chordata; Aves; Passeriformes; Cinclidae
Product: protein FAM162A-like
Exons: 5
Coding region: 1-468 (155 amino acids)
Biological process (GO): neuron apoptotic process; cellular response to hypoxia; positive regulation of release of cytochrome c from mitochondria
Cellular component (GO): mitochondrion
Source: RefSeq, a predicted model, not a curated record